Suricata suricatta (meerkat) is the source of this 1308-nucleotide messenger RNA. RefSeq names its product cyclin dependent kinase 15 (gene CDK15). Gene Ontology annotation, cellular component: cytoplasm; nucleus; cytosol. Gene Ontology annotation, molecular function: cyclin binding; ATP binding; cyclin-dependent protein serine/threonine kinase activity. The transcript is spliced from 13 exons. NCBI's taxonomy places the organism in Eukaryota, Metazoa, Chordata, Mammalia, Carnivora, Herpestidae. The record is from RefSeq and is a predicted model, not a curated record. Gene Ontology annotation, biological process: protein phosphorylation. The coding region runs from base 1 to 1308 and encodes 435 amino acids.
AUGGGUCAAGAGCUGUGUACAAAGACUCUCCAGCCUGGAUGCAGCUGCCAUCGCUGUUGGGAGGGAGGCGAAACACACAGUGGUCAGAGGACUGCGCCUGUGCCGGCAGAGCCUGCGAUUGAGCUAACAGACCUAAAAGAAGCAUCAUGUUCCAUGACUUCAUUUCACCCCAGGGGACUUCAGGCUGUCCGUGCCCGGAAGUACAAGAGUAAAAGGCCACGGAGUAACAGUGAUUCUUUUCAGGAAGAGGAUCUGAGGCAGGAUUUUCAGUGGAGGAAGAGCCUCCCUUUCGGGGCAGCCUCAUCUUACUUGAAUUUGGAGAAAUUGGGUGAAGGUUCUUAUGCCACAGUUUACAAGGGGAUUAGCAGGAUAAAUGGACAACUAGUGGCUCUAAAAGUCAUCAGCAUGAAUGCAGAGGAAGGAGUCCCGUUUACAGCUAUUCGGGAAGCUUCUCUUCUGAAGGGUUUGAAACAUGCCAAUAUUGUACUCCUGCACGACAUAAUCCAUACCAAAGAGACACUGACAUUUGUUUUUGAAUACAUGCACACAGACCUGGCCCAGUACAUGUCUCAGCACCCAGGAGGGCUUCAUCCUCACAAUGUCAGACUUUUCAUGUUUCAACUUUUGCGGGGCCUGGCAUACAUCCACCACCAACACGUUCUUCACCGGGACCUGAAACCUCAGAACUUACUCAUCAGUCACCUGGGAGAGCUCAAACUGGCUGAUUUUGGUCUUGCUCGGGCAAAGUCUAUUCCCAGCCAGACAUACUCUUCAGAAGUUGUGACCCUCUGGUACCGCCCUCCUGAUGCCUUGCUGGGAGCCACUGAAUAUUCCUCUGAACUGGACAUAUGGGGUGCAGGCUGCAUCUUUAUUGAAAUGUUCCAGGGUCAACCUUUGUUUCCUGGGGUUUCCAACAUCCUUGAACAGCUGGAGAAGAUCUGGGAGGUGUUAGGAGUCCCUACAGAGGAUACCUGGCCUGGAGUUUCCAAGCUACCUAACUACAAUCCAGAAUGGUUCUCACUUUCUAAGCCUCAGAGUCUUCAGAACAUCUGGAACAGGUUGGGCAGGGCUCCUGAAGCUGAAGACCUGGCCUCCCAAAUGCUGAAAGGCUUUCCUAGAGACCGAGUUUCAGCCCAGGAAGCACUGGUUCAUGACUAUUUCAGUGACCUGCCUUCUCAGCUGCACCAGCUUCCUGAUGAGGAGUCUUUGUUUACAGUUUCAGGAGUGAGACUAAAGCCAGAAAUGUGUGACCUUUUGGUCUCCUACCGGAAAGGUCACCUUCCAGCCCAGGGUAGCAAAUGCUGGUGA